UCUUUCGACAGUUUCUCUUACACUUGCAACUAACAUUGGCCCAGAGAGGUUUGUCGUACGCGAAUGGUUUAGAGCGCUAUGUCAGAUCGAGACCAUUUCUCGCGAUUUGACAGUGUCUCGGAAUUCCACCGGGAAAUUCCAGCCGAUUCGGACGAUCAGAAAUCGAAUCCGAUGCAUACCAAGCAGGAGAAGGACGACAUAGAAGUCAAAGACCCCUUAUUAAAAGGUUUCCACGCAAAGAGAAAACGGGAAGAAGAAGAAACUUCAACAGAAGAGCUUAGCAUCAGCAAACGCCGCCACAGAACGACAUUUACGCAGGCUCAACUUGAUGCUUUGGAAGAAGCAUUUAACCGCUCCCAGUAUCCUGAUGUAUUCACGAGGGAACAGCUUGCAAAGGGAAUCAACUUGAACGAGGCCCGAGUACAGGUCUGGUUUCAAAAUCGGCGGGCGAAACAUCGAAAACAAGAACGCCAACACCCUCGGACGUCGUUCCCGUACCACUCAGGCAUUUAUUAUCCACAUGAAGGACUCUACUCUCCAGCUUCUCAUCUUUACUUUCCAGUCCCUCCCAUGACCUGCCCAGUCAGCUCUUUACCAGGCUCUAAGAAUAUCCUCGAAAGUCAUAGCCCUUCCUCGCGCCCAGUCCGCUCCCCCUGCCGAUCUUGUCCGCCCGGGAGCCUUUGCUGUGGUGCGGGUCCGGCGCCUACUCCCCCUUGGAGUCCAGGCUUUGCACGGCCACUUUCGCCAUCUAAGAGCCCUCUUUAUGAGAAAGAAGGUUCGACGUCUCUCAAUUUGACACGAAAUGAUUGGUCAUCCAAAAGCCUGGCGCUAUUGAGAAUGCGUGCUCAGAGUUAUAGUCACGUGUUUGGUCCAUCAUGUUUCUCCUGAAAAUUUUACGCGCCAAAGGCUUGUUGAUAAGCCAAGGACCUUGGCCUGAGAUGGAAAUUCAUCGUGAGGCAAUGACUAGUAAACGCGUGACGCUCAACAUCAGAGAGAACUGAUCUGCAAGAAUACCUUAAAAAGACUCGUUUUGACAACGUGAGAUGUAACAGUUGUAACGGAUGGUUUAAUGAAUUUCCGUUUAACGUUAGCUGU
This is a messenger RNA of Pocillopora damicornis (cauliflower coral), 1095 nucleotides long. RefSeq lists its product as uncharacterized. Gene Ontology annotation, molecular function: RNA polymerase II transcription regulatory region sequence-specific DNA binding; DNA-binding transcription factor activity, RNA polymerase II-specific. The record is from RefSeq and is a predicted model, not a curated record. Gene Ontology annotation, biological process: regulation of transcription by RNA polymerase II. Lineage: Eukaryota; Metazoa; Cnidaria; Anthozoa; Scleractinia; Pocilloporidae.